AUGAAGGGAACAAUUGAUUCAUAAGGUGGUAAAGUAAUAUUAUUGAAUAAAAGUAGAAUAGUAAGAGAUAAUUAGAGAUGGAAAGAUUAGUUUAGAAACCUGAAAUAGGAUUAGCCACUUUAGGUUAAAUGUUUAAAAACUAUUCAUAAUAGUUAGGAGGAUUGGAAGAUGGUAAGUAAAUUAAUCAAAUAUUAUAGGCAAGAUAACAAAGUUGUAAUUUCGAAAGUUCUUAAUAAUAGAAUAGAUAUGUUUUAUAUUCAAUUCCAUAGGACUAGUAUUAAGUGUAUUAUAAUAUGAUCUUGAAUUUGAAGAAGAAAAUAAGAUAUCAAUUUGGUUGUUAUGGAUGAUUUUAAUAUCUACUAUAAUGUUAUUGUGUUUUACAGUUUUAAGAUAUGAAUAACAUAUGAAUUGGUUGAAAUCUAGGAAUAUGAUAAGUCAUAAAGAUAGAUUAUGGUAAACAGAUUAAUGGUAACCAUUAUUAAUAGAAUUAACAAUAUAUUUAAUUAUCCCAUAUCCAUUCUUAAGAGGGAUAAGAGUGUAUUUUUCCACUUAUUUUUAAGAAACUUAAUCAUAUUAUCAUAUAAAUGAAAUUCUAGAAUUGUUUAUGUUAUCAAGAACAGUAUUUCUUUUUAGAAGUCUUUUGGCUUAAACAUUUUGGUAUAGUAACAGAACUUAGAGAGUAUGCAAUUUAUAUGCAUGUGAAGGUAAUUAUAUGUUUGUGGCUAAAUCUUUAAUGAGAACAUCUCCAUAUACAGCUUAAUUCAUAGCUUUGACAUCUUUAAUAUGUAUAUUUGCAUAAGGUGUGAGAAUUAGUGAGAAUCCUUUAACUAGAAAUGAUCCUAAUAAUAAUAAUUUAGGUAAAUAUGAUAAUGCUGUAUGGAAUAUUAUUAUAUCUAUAACAACAGUUGGAUAUGGUGAUUUUUAUACUAGAACUGAUUUAGGUAGAUUUGUAAUAUUUAUUGUAUGUGUACUUGGAAUUUUUGUUAUUUCUAUUAUGGUAGUUACAUUGAUUACUUCUUUAGAGACUUCAACUUUGGAAUCUCAUGCAAUAACUGUUUUAGAGAGAAUUUAACUAAGAGAAUUAAUGGUCAAAUCAGCUUCAAUGGUAAUUUUGUACUCAUUAAGAAUAGUAGUUGCAUUAAAGUAUAAAUUUAUUUAUUAUAAGUAAAAUAGAAAAGGGAAUUUGACUAAAUUUCAAUUCAAAUAAUUGAUUCUGAAUUUAAGAUAUAAUUUAAAUGAAUUUAAAAUAAAUAGAAGAUAAUAUAGAAAUAAAUAAGAUGUUGGUAAUAUGAAUGAAGAAAUUACUAAUCAAUUUAGUUUAUUAAGAUCUGAUUUUACUGGAGCAAUAGAAAAAUAAAAAUCUAUAUUUAUUUAAAAUGCAGAUAUUAUGAAUAAAUUAGGAUUAGAAACUAAAUAAUUUCAAUUGUGA
Paramecium pentaurelia is the source of this 1429-nucleotide messenger RNA. The record is from the annotation of a GenBank genome assembly. Lineage: Eukaryota; Ciliophora; Oligohymenophorea; Peniculida; Parameciidae.